AUGACGCGUCUUGGUCAUGCAAGUCCCUCUUAUUGGGAAGAAGAAGAAGAUAUAGAAGAAAUUUAUGGGGACAACGCAUCUCAAGAUGAUCAGGAAGACGAUGAACAGUAUAAACCCGCUGAAGACACAUCUCAAGAUGAGGAAGAUGACGAAGAAUAUAAACCCGCUGAAAUAAAGGCAUUUCAAAGGAUUUGGAGUGAGGACCAAGAGAGAGCUAUCUUGAAGGGUGUGAUCAGAUUCUCAGCUGAAAAAGGGAUUGAUUAUGCUUCCAACAUGGUACACGUCUUUGCUUAUAUGAAAAAAUCAAUUAAAGGAAAUUAUACUGAACACCAAUUAAAGGCAAAAUUACAGAAAAAGAAAAGAAAGUUCAAGGAUAAUUUGAACAAGGACAAGUCCACUUUUAGUCUGCAUGAGAAGAAAAAGUUUAGGUUUUCCAAAAGAAUUUGGGGCGCUGGUUCUAUUGUUUGUGCUCUUGUUGAAACCUUCAGCUCUCCUAUUACACCAUAUUCGACAAUUAUGGAAGAAGCGAUGGAUUUGGUAGGAGAUGUAGAGAGAGUUGAGCUUGACAAGAAGUGGAUAGCCCUUGAUAUUUCUCAAUUGGAGAUUAACAUGAAAAAAGCACGACUAGUCCAAGAGAAUAUUCAAACAACAUUUGAUUUUUCUUCCUUCACCUGGGGUUGAUGGUAGCACUAAUAUGAAAAUUAUUGAAGAGAUGGAUUUUGUGGCAGAAAUGCAAAAACCUGAAUUUGACAAGAAGUUUAAAGCAAUUGAUAUUUUGCAGUUGGAGCUUAACAUGAAGAUGGCACAAUUAGCCCAAACUAAUAUAAGAAUGAUCUUAUAUGUUUACAAGUCUUAUAAGUAAGUUUGUUUGUUUUGUAUUUCCAAUGAUGAUUUAUUUUUAGAGAUUAAUGGAGGCUUAUUUAUCGUU
Pistacia vera is the source of this 928-nucleotide messenger RNA. Its product is annotated as probable transcription factor At4g00610. The transcript has 2 exons. The record is from RefSeq and is a predicted model, not a curated record. NCBI's taxonomy places the organism in Eukaryota, Viridiplantae, Streptophyta, Magnoliopsida, Sapindales, Anacardiaceae. Gene Ontology annotation, cellular component: nucleus. Bases 1 to 681 code for a protein of 226 amino acids. Gene Ontology annotation, biological process: regulation of DNA-templated transcription.